AUGUCAGACGUUGCAUGGGAAAAGAUGAUGACAGCAGUCAUUGCGUUUACAACCAAUCUGUCAUGUAUUCCUUUAGGUGUGAUGUGUGUUAAAAGAGGACAUGCCUAUGAAGCGGUAGUUGGUGUUGCUUGUGCCAUAUCAUCGAUGAUGUAUCACAUUGGUGAGAUCUAUGAAAAGACAUGGUGGUUUGAGCUGUCUGGUCUAAAUGCGGAUAAGUGGCAUCGUUUAGAUAAUAUAUUCACAAUCCUUGCUUUUCAAGCAAUGAUGUUCUACCUCAUGGAAUACAAUCAUCCACAAAUAGUAGAUCUACUUCGUUGGAUAUUCUUGGUGUUUACAUUAUAUUGUCAAAUGAUAAACCCUUGGAAUCUAGCAUUCACUAUUCUACCGAUCGUAUCGUCAUUGUUCCUCUUAAUAUGCACCCAUAUCUACAAAAAGAAAAUACCAGAGUGGAUCAAGAAUAGGUACUUCCUAUACGGAAUUGGUUCUUUAGGUAUUGCCGCAUUUUUCUUUGCUCGUGGAUUGGAUGACGAAAAUGAUUAUCUUCGUAUUAAUCAUGGAAUAUGGCAUUUAUUAGUUGGAUUUGCUUUUUACUUUAUCUUCCAAUCACGUGAUAAAAUUACAAAAUCUCAUCUUUAUUGUAAAAUUAAUUUAUCUUCUUAUAAUACAUAUUGUAGAGGGAUGAGAAACUUUGUUAGAACAACUAAACAAUGGAGAUCAUUCUUCAUAAUUAGUUGCUUUCUUGGAUUAUUAGCACCUACAUUUUUUAUCACAGCAUUUGCAUUUUUAGAUCCAUCGAUUAUAAUAGUUCAAGUACCAUUAUUAGAAAGGUAUAAUAAUGCAGUAAAUAUGUGGAAUAAUAGAUUUAGACAAGAAUUUUCAAAACAACAAUACUUUGUCAAUGUGACUAUCAGCACAAAUAUAGAUCAAGCACAAAAAUAUAACUUUAUUCCUUCAGUCUAUACAGAAUAUAUACCUUUACCAUCGAAAAACCCACUUUUACCCUAUAAACCAUUGUAUUUCUUAUGUAACAUAUCCUCGAUCAUACCUUCAAUUCCAUAUGACUCACCAUCAGUACCAACAUUAACUUUUUCAUUGUACAGCUUUAAUACCAAAACAUUUUUACCACAACUUAUUUUAACAACAACAGUAGAUCUCAUAAACGAUUAUGGUUCAAAACUAUCAAAUAAUAGUAAUAGUAAUAAUAAUAUAAAUAAUAAUAAUAACAAUAAUAAUCAUAGUGAAUCUCUAAAUAAUUCUUUAUUAGGACCUAAAAAGAAAUUUAGUGGAGGAUGUUAUGUUAUUAAUAAUGCUGCAGUUGCUCAAACCUAUAUUACAGUUACAAAGAACAAUCCAGUUAUAUUUAGAGAUACAAUUAUAAAGAUAAAAGCAAAUAGAGAUCCUUGGAUAGUUGCUGGUGAUUUAACAAAGGGAACCUAUACAUUUGGAAUGUCAAGAGAUACACAACAAACAUUGGGAACUAUAUUUUUAAUUUUCGGAGCAGCAUUAACAUUUGUUUUAGUUUGCAUUGCACUAAUGUUAUUGAGAAAAAGAGUUUUUCUUGGUUUAUAUCGACACCGAAAUGAUUUAGAUGGUAGCUCUAUUGAAGAUAUUAAUGACAUUCCAAUGAAUAAUAUUAGCAACAAUAAUAAUAAUAAUAAUAAUAAUAAUAACAAUAGUAGCAAUAAUAAUAAUAAUAAUAAUAAUAACAAUAAUAAUAAUAAUAAUAGCAGCAAUAAUAUGGUUAAUAACACCAAUAGCAAUAUCUUGGCAACAAACAGCCGAGCUCAAAGUUUCAAUCUUGAUUCAUUACCAUUCACACGUGAAAGACCAAUAGAUAGGUCAUUAUCAGAUGGUAGAUCUUCAAUUGAAAAUGAACCUUAA
Molecule: messenger RNA, 1881 nt
Organism: Heterostelium album PN500
Lineage: Eukaryota; Evosea; Eumycetozoa; Acytosteliales; Acytosteliaceae
Product: TMEM8 family protein
Exons: 8
Coding region: 1-1881 (626 amino acids)
Cellular component (GO): membrane
Source: RefSeq, a predicted model, not a curated record